AUGAAACGGUGUAGGCUUGCGCUUGCUGAAGCGCAAAUGCCGGCAGUUCUUCCUGACUGGGCGGUGAAAAAACCAACGAAACUUGCUCUCGCGCUGGACAGACUGGCAACAAAACUUUCCGUGGUGUCGAGGAAGAUUAUUUCCUUGAGUGAUGCGUUAAUGGGAGUGCAGCCAAGGGAAGCGUUAAAUUGUGUUCCAAGACUCCUUGCAGUAAACGGAGUGCGUCCAACCGUGAUGGAUAACGUUUUCAUUGCCCCUAGUGCAUUUUUGUCGGGUGAUGUUCGUGUAGGGCGGAAGAAUUAUAUUGGGUAUAAUGCCAUUGUUCGUGCAGAAAGGGGAGAAACAAUAUAUUUCGGGGAAAGCUGUAACGUACAGGAGAAAGCGAUCGUGACGGGAGGCACAACUAUUGGCAAGUGGACGACCAUCGAACCCAUGGCGAUUGUUGAUGCAGCUGAUAUAGCGUCUUGCUCCUUCGUCGGGGCUAACGCCAUUGUGAUGAGGGAUGCAAAGAUAGAGUCUGGCUCCAUGCUGUGCGCAGCCUCGGUUCUCCAGUCAGGCGCGGUCAUCCCCUCAGGUGAAAUGUGGGCGGGAAAUCCGGCUGAAAAGGUGAGGGACUUAACUGAAAAGGAACAGGACGACAUGAUAAAGGCUGCCAAACACAUGGUACUGCUUGCAAUAGAGCACAGAGACUCGUGGGAAUUGACUUGGGAGGAAUUGGAAGAUCAACGGGAGGCACGGGAGCAGUUUGCCCGAUACGCAGAGAACAAUCGUGAGGUACGAACGAAGCCAAUGUACAUAAAAGAACCACCAAGACCAAGUAGGAAGGCUAUGAGUAGGAAGACACCACAGGAGAUGGUGGAUGGAGGGGAGCACAAACCCCCACUAGCGGAAAGUAUUCAGCAGGGUUAUUAA
Trypanosoma brucei brucei TREU927 is the source of this 912-nucleotide messenger RNA. RefSeq lists its product as hypothetical. The transcript has a single exon. The coding region runs from base 1 to 912 and encodes 303 amino acids. Lineage: Eukaryota; Euglenozoa; Kinetoplastea; Trypanosomatida; Trypanosomatidae. The record is from RefSeq and is a predicted model, not a curated record.